Cotesia glomerata is the source of this 1584-nucleotide messenger RNA. RefSeq lists its product as uncharacterized. Lineage: Eukaryota; Metazoa; Arthropoda; Insecta; Hymenoptera; Braconidae. The record is from RefSeq and is a predicted model, not a curated record. The transcript is spliced from 6 exons. The coding region runs from base 31 to 1584 and encodes 517 amino acids.
GAUAUUCAUAAUUUGUUAUCCAUCUGCAAAAUGUUGAAUUCUGGCAUGCCAAAAGUAAGACUAAAACGUUUGGAUGAAAGAAAUAUGGUUCGAAAAUCAGUAAAUAGAUAUAUUUCUAAUGUAUCAAAGAUUACAAAAAGUGUUUUAACGCCGCAUUUAUUAGAUAAAUCUCGGAUACUUAGAGUUUCACUCAAACGUUUUGAUGAAUAUAUAUCAUCAACUUUAUUGAUGAAUAAAAAUUUUAAUGACACCUCAUGUAUCGAAAAAAUGACAUCAAAUUUGCACUGUGAUUUCGAAAAAAUCACAAAUUUUGACAAAAAUAAUUGCGAAUUACAAGCAAAAUUUGAUUCAAAUAAUAAAAAUUAUCAUUUCGAUACGGAACAAAAGCCACAUCAAGCUAAGAUUAUUGAUAAUGCACGUGAUAAGACAACAUCAUAUAAAUCACUAUGUUCAUUAUCUGGUCCGAACGUUUUAAGUGACACUGAAACCGAACAAUUUGAUCACUCAACUACUCAUGAUAAUUCUCUGGAAUUAAAAAAUCUAUUGCCUAAAUUGAAAAUUGGUUUAGAGGAAGUAAAACCAAACGUGAUCAUUACAGAAAAUUCCGAUCUCCAUACAAUGCAAAAUAGUUGUAAUGGCUCGAUUAAACUUGACUCAGAUAUUGUAACAGCUUGUAAUGAAUUGGUUAAUUCUAAUGAUAAUUUGAAUGCUCAUCGAGUGAAUCAGGAUACCAUGAUACUUGACUGUGAUCUUGAUUUAAACGAUGUUGGUGUAAAUUCAAAAGACAUUUGUGAUCAUAAUUACGAGGAUAAUAUGGUAUUACCGAAUGCGGUAGUUAAUCCGAUUGACAAUGUUGCUAAUAAAACAAGACUGGAUUAUGCAUCGACCGAUUCAAAUAUAAAGUUAUAUGCUCAGUCAGUGAGCCAAGAUUUGCAAACUGAAUGUAAUUCCAGUAAAUUUCUUGAUAAUUCACACGAGACUUCACAAGAAAAUGAGAAUAAUUUUGAUAGGAUUUUUGAAAGGGAAUGUAACAUUCAAAACAACGGUAAUUUUUUAGCUGCUCAUUUUACUUCUCCAGAAGAUGAUUUGAUAGAAGGAGUCAUCAUUCUAAGUAUUGAUCAAGCCAGCUACAAUGAUUCGGAUUUGUCAAAAUAUGAAUCAAAUUAUGAGAUUUCCGACCAAUUGGAAAGCAUUCUUGCAUCUCAAUUAGAUAGUGAAACCGUGGAAAUGAUACGCGAUCACAGCAUCAAUGACAUUGAUAACAAUGAUAAUUUCUCGAUUUCUCAAUUUGACCAACAUCCCAACAUAAACUCUGAUGGUAUUUCCAAUGUCGUAUCGGAAGAUCCUUCUUUGGUAUAUACUAAUAAAGACAGUAGCGAUAUUGAUUUUGAUCCUGACAAAGUAACCCAUUCUUCAACUAUGACAGAGGAUUCAGCACAACUUACACAAUCACCCAAAACAGUGAACUUUGAAAGUCCUGGAACCGAGAGUUUACCAACUGAUGUAACUCCGUGUACUUCAAGUACACAAAAGACAAUAAUAACAAAUUCAACAUGUAUCAAAAUACCACUUUCAUCAAAAUGA